UGGAGGUGCUAAGCACACUCAUUCCCCCCCCCCCUAAAUUUUGCCUAUGCUAUUUAAUCUUAAUCGUUUCCUAUAAAAGGUUAAAUCAAUUAAAAUCUAUGUGGUGAUACUGACCUGAAGAAUUUAACCUAAUAUCUAUAAUGGGUAACAGAUUUUUAGGAAGAACUAAAUGGCGAAAUUUGAUAGUUACAGCCAAUCCGUAAGAAUAACAUUUUAUUUUUUAUUAUUUAACUAAUAAAUUUGAUUUCAAGUUGCGUAUUUUUUCUGCACUGGCCAUUUAUGUAACCUACUUUAAACGUUACUCGACAAAUAUAUUGCAACUUAAUUAUAACUUUUGAAUAAAUGAUUUCGAUAACAUUCGACAUUGCCUUGCGUAACAGCACAACGAUUUCUUGCUCUGAUUUUGCGUUAAGGUAUCUCAAGUGUGAAUUCAUCAAUAACAUCAACAUCAUCAAAUCAACUCAAUAAAAUGGGAUUGACUAUCAGGUAAACGGAUCUACACGACAGUAUCGUAACACGUCGUACGGCACGACAAUAACGCGCCGCGAACGGAUAACAACGACGUUUCUGCUCUGUCGAGAAAUGUUCGCAUCCGACGUUCAAUCGAUAGAGCCUCCGUGCUUGAGAUGCAUGAUAUUUAUAUUUUUCAGUUCCGACCGCCGUAGUGCUCCUGCUCAGGUGAUGGACAGGGACAACGACGAGCGAUUGCAAUUGAUUGCGCUCUGUAUCAUUUGCGGAUGGCCACGGUUCCUGGUCUGGUUGACAAAGGACCAAGCCGGUCGAGGUUUCGCACAUCAUGGUUGCUGCGCCGGAUCGGAAGAACCGCGAUACGACCCUCUGGUUCAUGAUGACGUCGGUGGUCGAUUGGCUCCCAGUCCCGCAGCCUUUACGGAUUGCGACUCGCAAACGGACUCCUUGUCCAUCACCACCGUCGGCGCACGAAUGGCCAAACGUGACUUCGCAUGCGGCGACUCCUGCGUAACGUUGAAUGAUGUGUGCAAGCAGAUUUACCCGUUCGCCAGUGAAGUCGUGUCCGACAUUAUCGAAGCUAACGAGGAAGCGCAUACCGCAUCGAUUUGCGACGCGGUCGACUCGGCGACUAGUGUCUGCGUGACGGUGGAACAAGGUAGCCCGUUCGGUGACGACGAAGACGAAAUCGUCCCCUAUGUUGUACCAAAAAUGGAAAAAAAUCGCGCCAAAAAAUUGAACGUCACCUAUAAAUUGUGGGAAAAUCGGUUUAAACAAUUUUCAAAAUUCAACGACGGCAUAAUGGCAGACCCAGGUACGUUAGACAGACGAACAUCUUUAGUAAUAGUAUUGACUACGUUUGUGGUUUCAUAAUUUUAUGAUUUUUAUAGCGACCCUUUACUCCGGGCCACCAGAAGUUUUGGCAAAACUUAUGGCUUCCUAGUGUAAGUCGCUAGAUACUGUGAUAGACCCGUUUUGAGGUUCCGGUGCGAUCGCGAUCCAACUGGCCAUGGUCUGCCACAAAGUUCGCGUUCUUUGUACAGUCAUUGCGAUGGCAAUUUAACAUCGCGUUCGCCCGGAACAACGCUCGUGUCUACGGUGUCAAAGACCGAAUCAUCUUCCUGGUGGGCGACUUAUAUGCCCAUAUCCACUCGCUGCAGAGGGUAGAUGGCAUCGUCACGUCACCACCAGUAACUAUAACUAGAGAAAAAAUG
Messenger RNA from Sipha flava (yellow sugarcane aphid), 1682 nucleotides. RefSeq lists its product as uncharacterized. The record is from RefSeq and is a predicted model, not a curated record. Bases 583 to 1341 code for a protein of 252 amino acids. The transcript has 4 exons. Lineage: Eukaryota; Metazoa; Arthropoda; Insecta; Hemiptera; Aphididae.